This is a messenger RNA of Phoenix dactylifera (date palm), 2517 nucleotides long. The record is from RefSeq and is a predicted model, not a curated record. Lineage: Eukaryota; Viridiplantae; Streptophyta; Magnoliopsida; Arecales; Arecaceae.
UAUUGGCGGGUGUUCGUUAGUCUAGAUUUUUUCUUUCUUUCUUUGCUGAAUGCCACGAACUUCCUCUUCCAAUGUACAUGGUCACGCGCACCGAUCCAUAAAUAUCACCGGCCAGUCUGGCCAAAUCGCCGGACCCAAUUCGCCCUUUCCACUGCGCAGAUGCGGCGAUUGGUUCGGUCCCUGUCCCGCGGGGUAAGCGCGCGCCUGCCCCACCCGUGCCAAUUUAAUACUCUCGGUGCGUGCUUCCCGAGAACACCCGCCGUUCUCUCGUUUCACGGGCCAUGUCUCCCCUCACGCACACCAUCUCUUCCUUUGAACCAAAAAAUGAUCAUCCUCCCUCAUGUCAUCGUCUUUUUUUUAAUCAAGCCAUGGACCCCCGCCAUCUCCAUGGUGUGCAACCGCCGCAUAGUGGCUGAUGUUAGCCGGUCGGACUUUCCGGCGACUCGGUUCGCCUUCGCCUCUCUGUCUCGCCCUUCCCCAACAUUCGGCCCGGUGGUCCGCUCGCUGCCCAGUAUCCAAUCUUACAUUGCGAUCUAAUCUUCUUGUAUCCGACACCAAUGGUGGUGUCAUGUCAUCCAUUCAACGAAAUUUAGGAGCCUCCUUCUCGUUUUGGACCGUAGCACGUGCAUGUGCCCUUGGAUCUAACUCGACAAAGAGGAAGAGGCGUCAUGCAUUUAUCUUGGCUAGCGCUCGUGCACGUCUCCUCCACCCAACUCCCACCGCAAAAGCUCUCGACCAACUGCAUCUCGCCACGUCUUGACACCCUGUGGGGCUGGAUGUAUAAUUGCUGAGACACGGAAGUGGAGACUUGCAAGUAAAUCCAAGGCCUAACUCUCAUUUACCCCGCCAUGUGGACGGCUGUGAUCCGCUUCCACCUCGGAUAAGGAUGAUGAUUUGACGUCUCCUCUCAAUAAACCGUUCGGUACACGUGGAUUUAUUUAAACUAGAAACGCUGUCUCCAUGUAUAAAGGCUCAUCCGCUGUUCGAAAAUUGUGACGCGCAGCACAAGCGCUCUGGUUCGCCUCGCUGCUCCUCCUUUUUCUCUCUGUUUAUUUCGGAGCUCGAAGAACAGUUUCAAAUGGAAAGAGAGGUUGGCGUCUGUUGUAGGAAUUGGGUGAGGGGGAGCGGCAUCGGAAAGGGCUCGUUUGGCGCUCUGAGCCUGGCCAUGGACACGUCCAACGGUCAAGUUUUCGCGGUGAAGUCUGUUGAUUUGAAUUCCUCCCCUGUUGCUUCCAUUGAGGCUUUGGAGAACGAGAUCCAAAUCCUCCGCUCCCUAAGCUCGCCUUACAUCGUCUCCUACUUCGGCGACGACACCACCCAGGAAUCUCCUAUCGCCACGUGCCGGAACCUACACUUGGAGUACAUGCCCGGCGGGACUGUCGCAGACUUGGCAGCCACGAAUGGAGCCGUCGGCGAGCCGGAGGUGCGGAGCUACACCCGAUGCGUAGCCCGCGCGCUGCACCACCUCCACUCCUUCGCCGGCGUCGUGCACUGCGACGUCAAGGGCCGGAAUGUGCUGAUAGGCCCGAGCUGGGGCGCGGCGAAGCUCGCCGAUUUCGGCUCUGCCAUGAGGAUUUCCGAUGGCGUGGAGCAGUGGACGUGGGGAACGCCGCUGUGGAUGGCGCCUGAGGUUGUCAGAGGCGAGCGGCCCACGCCGGCAUCCGAUGUCUGGUCCCUCGGGUGCACGGUCAUCGAAAUGGUCACCGGAGCCCAACCAUGGCAUGAUUCUGGACCAGACGCUCUGCUCCGAAUCGGUUUCAGCGCUGAGGUGCCUAAAUUCCCAGAUCAUCUAUCCAAGAUCGGUCGAGAUUUCCUCGACAAGUGCUUGAGAAGGGAUGCCACCGAGCGGUGGACCAGCGAGCAAUUGCUGCAGCAUCCCUUCCUAUCCGACGACGACAUGAGCGCCACCGGGCCAUCGCCGAGGAGUGUGCUCGACUUGGCUACUUCGGAAUUCUGCGACGACGAUGAUUCCAGCAAGGAAAAUGAUCCUCGGCCCAGUUCUGGCCAUGGUACGGAUUCUGGCGAGGUCAUGGAUCGUGGGAGGGAGAGAGUGAGGGAAUUGGCUUUGGACAGAACGACGGUCAUGAGCUGGGAGAGCAAUGGGUGGGAGAUGGUUAGAUCGGCGGGCGAGCCCACUUCGGUGGGGCAUCGGGAAGGGGGAGGGUUAUGCCGGGAAUAUUUGGAUUGUUUUGGUGGGGAACCGCCGGAAUGGAGUGGGAGCGACGGUGAGGCGAGUUGGGGUUGGCUGUCCGAUGGAACGAGAUGCUCUGCUUCCCCUUGUCGUUGUUGUGGAGUAAGCUUGGCGUUUGUUCUUGGUUGGUGCGAUUCGUUGUUACUGCAUACGGUGCUGGUUAAUGCAAUACCUUUUUUCUUUUCUCUGGUCUUCCACACUUUUUUUCUUGCAUUGAUGCGUACUUCUCUCGUGAGCCAGAAAUCUUUUGCUCUCCUGAUGAUUGAUUCAAUGAAAAUAACCGGAUGACCCUUGUCUCCUAUUGAUCCAGGAUUAUCCACAUCGAA